Paecilomyces variotii is the source of this 4701-nucleotide messenger RNA. RefSeq names its product WD repeat protein. Gene Ontology annotation, molecular function: protein binding. The record is from RefSeq and is a predicted model, not a curated record. The transcript has a single exon. Lineage: Eukaryota; Fungi; Ascomycota; Eurotiomycetes; Eurotiales; Thermoascaceae. The coding region runs from base 170 to 4615 and encodes 1481 amino acids.
AUACUGCAACGGAUAAUCGAUAUGAGACAGCCGCACAUGGCUUCUUUCCACGGCUCUCUACCUUCGUAUUCGCUCUGCCGUGGCGAUCGAUCGGCAUCUUGAGGGUCCCCGUACUCACAACUGCGGCCUUACGGAACGGCAUUGUAUCUAGAGGAGGCAGACUGUCAAAAUGUCUAGCCCGGCAGAUUCAAAGACGUCGAAGACGGUGGCUUCAGCCUUUGAGAGUCCAACCUUUGGCGAAGACAGUUCGUUCCAUGUGGAGCAGCCAGUCGGCUCCGCGUCAAUAUCUCCGUGUGGGCGCGAUGUCGUUCUUGCCUCGAAGGAAGGCCUCCAUAUCAUCGACCUUGAUUCUCCUUACUCGCCCCCUCGAUAUCUCCCUCAUCAUACACCCUGGGAGGUUGCAGACGUACAAUGGUCACCGUUCGCGGUGCGCGAUUACUGGGUUGUGAGUACGUCGAACCAGAAGGCACUGGUAUGGAACUUGGCCAUGAAGUCGCAUGAGAACUCCAUUGAACAUGUACUACACGCUCAUUCCCGCGCAAUCACGGAUAUCAACUUCUCGGCUCAUCAUCCGGACACGCUUGCUACUUGUGGUGUUGAUAGUUUCGUGCAUUGUUGGGAUCUCCGGACUCCUGCAAGACCUGUCGUAUCAUUCUCUGAUUGGUUUGCUGGUGCAACUCAAGUCAAGUGGAAUAGACAGGACCCCCAUGUAAUUGCAAGCUCUCACGAUAAAUUCCUCAGAAUCUGGGACAAGAGAAUGGGUGCAACGCCGAUCAAGUCUAUUGAGGCGCACAGCACAACGAUUUACGGCGUUGACUGGAACCGAGUUCGUCCUGGGGCGGUUACUACCUGCUCCCUAGACAAAACGAUCAAAUUCUGGGAUUACACUGCUGAAGGUGAAGUCCCCGAAAAGGUAAUCAAGACACCGUUUCCGGUUUGGCGGGCUAGGAACACACCUUUCGGCUGGGGGGUGUUAGCUAUGCCGCAGCGUGGAAACAGUGAUCUCCAUCUAUAUAGUCGUCGAACGCCUGAAGGAAACCAAAUAUUUGACCCGAACCAGACCCUUUCUUUGGUCCAUAGCUUCCCCGGCCAUAAGGGCCAAGUCAAGGAAUUUCUAUGGAGAGCUCGUGGAUCUGUCAUGGAUGGCAUCGACCACAGAGAUUUCCAACUUGUCUCCUGGGGCACUGACAGGGAACUCCGCUUGCACAGGGUCGAUCCGGAGGUAUUAAGGGCUGUUGGAUAUGAGAAAGGAAAAUCGUUUGUCCCGACCUUGAACAUCACGCGCAAAGGUGCCGUAUACAAGACCUACCGUGAUGAGCCUCUGGACCAGGAUUUUACCGAAUUAUUUGAGUCUGAGCCUGCCCUGUCGUCAGGACCUCGGACUACAGGUCAACAUCGCCCACGGACCGGCGGAGGCAUAGCCAUGAAUAAUGUCUCGCUGCGUUCUGCUCGUCCGUGGACACAGGGUGGCCAGCUGGAUUCAAGAGUCGGCAUGCAAACACGCUCCAAUAUCAGGGCCGAUACGAAUCCCAUCGCUUGGAUGCGGGGUGUAAAAAUAUCCGGCUGGGACAUCGAGACUCUCGGUGACGAAAUAACACAUGUAGGAGAGAGAUUCACUAAAGUUGUCUUUGAGUCUGUCGAUAUCAGACAGCGCAAGACAACGGUUUCACUCCAUGGGCCAUGGGGGCCCGAAGGAGCUUCUCUAUUCUUGAAGGUGGACAUCAAGUUUCCCAGCGAAUAUCCCCGAAGUGCUAUCCCGACCUUCAAUAUUCAAAGGACGACAUCGGUAACUGAUCAGCUGGCGAACAAAAUUGCCUCAGAGCUACGCACGAUCGCAGAAAUUUAUCUUGCGAAGAAACGUGGUUGUCUAGAAGGCGUACUGCGAUAUCUACUAGGAGAGUGCAAUCUCGAAGAAAGCGUCGCCUGGGUUCUCGGUGAGACUGCAGAGACAGUCAAGUCGCCAGUCACGGGCACAGUGGAAGGCGAAGAAUCAAGUGACGAAGAUGAAGAGGUAGGCCAAUUCCAGAACCAGGAUCUGGGUAUGAGCUCCGAGCUUCUUCGACCGGUGAACGCGAAUGUCAUGGUCCCCGUUGCGAAGGCAUGUGGUGCGCUUUGGGCCAACGAUGGUCGACUUGUCUGCUUCUUCCCACCCAAAAAGGACAGGCAGAGUGCUGUGUUUGAUACCCUUGGCUUCAGCGCCAUGACCAGGCUGUCUCGAGCCGACAAAGUCUUUGAAGGGUUCGGUCGCCUUCAAACGAGCUCACCGGGUCCAAGGACAACGACCGGUACUGGCACGGGCACGGGCACGGGAACGAAUACCAUCACAGACGAUGGCACCUCAGACUAUUCCGACGAUUCCUCCGUCGCAUCAUCGAGUUCAUCCGGGUCCUCGGGCCUUCUUACAGGCCUCCCAAGUCGUUUUCCGGCGCCCCAAACCUGGCGUAGUGCCGGAAGUCUGGGAUUCCGUCAGGCACGUUCUACAGACAACUCCCAGAAAUCUACGAAUGGCGGUGGUCCUCAGAGGUCAUCGGAUGCACCGCAGAACAUCAUUUCGAUCCACGAUUUUAACUACCUGUUGCCAGCAAAGAGGGAGUUGGCUGUCCAGUAUCGUAUCUUUGGGAAGGGUGCUGAUGUUUGUGCUCAUAACGCAGCUGUGGCCGCAGAUGCAGGAUACCACGACCUAGCUCAAGUCUGGGGUCUGAUUAGACUGAUACUGCACAAUCAGGUCCCCAACGAGCCAGAGCUUCAGGCUGAUAUUCCUACGAUCGCAAGACUUGCAACUACUGGUGACAUGAAAAGAAAGGAUAGUGGGGUCGAUUUGAGCUACGAUAACCCCAAGGCCUCACCAGAUGUUGCAACCUCUAGCAAUAUCCGAUGGGGAGAACACCCGCUCGGUGGUCGCUGGCUUGUUCCUGCCCUCUUUGAUCACUUCGAAAGGAUCGGAGAUGUGCAAAUGCUUGCGAUGCUUUCUUCCAUUUUCCAUGAAUCUGGGACUAGGAGGAAUGCUUCUCCUAGACUGCAUCGCCGAGAUAAUACAACAUCUGCCCAUAUAGAGGACCCUAGUUUCUCUUUGGACUUCAACUAUUCCAAACCAACAUCCCAUAGAUCACAAGUCACGACUCCGAUUACAAUUGCGUCGAGAGAUAGCCACAAUACCUCGGGCGUCCAGAGCCCUCGUCGUUCAUCUGCAGAAUUCUUGCGAAGUGACUUCACGCCACCUUAUUCCACCGGUACAACGCCUCCAGUUGCGUCUCGUGCAGGGGCUGUAACGGCAGACAGGAAAAGUAACAUCCAAGGUCUCUCGAUUUCAGCUUCUCCAGACCAGCACUCGGUUCCCCGAAGCAGCUCUGGUAUCGGGUCGGCCCUGGCAUCAUCCCUAUCGCGAUCCUUUACCUUCGGACCAUCAUCAGCUUCACCUCCCGCAAGCACUCUCAAGCAAAAGAGGCCAAGUCCCAAUGGCAGCCUGAACACUUCAGCUGGGCCAGGAGCAUGGACUACUAGCGGGUUUUUCAGUCGGGCUGCGUCAGCGAUUCCUGAUUAUUUGACAACAUCUGGCACGAUGACAUCACAAGCUCAGUCUGAUACCGAGAGUGAGAGACGUCCCCAGCUCGCGAAACAGCCUAUGAGAAUGAAGAUAACGUUCAAAAACCAAGACUCGUUCGACAGCGAUGGAAAUAGUCACAACACAUUCCUUGACAAUAGGAAAGAUUGGCUCUAUGGCUCCUAUCGCGCUGCGUACGCUCAUUUGUUGUUUAUUUGGGGGCUGCCAAUUCAGCGCAGUGAAGUGCUUAAAAUAAAUAGGAUAACAGACAGUGCUACUCCACGCUUCAGCCGUCAUGGCUCUCGCAGUCCUCGGGCGUCCAUCUCCCUCCCGUCCUCUAAGCGCAAGGAGUCACCUGCACCUCUCCUUACUGAAGCAAAUCGGGGGUUGGACAUUCAAAAACAUUGCACCAACUGUGGUUUUGCUCUACAGCUAUCUGUUUUUGCUACUUCCUCAAAAAAGAAUGCGGCAAAUGGCAAGACCGCUACGAACCAGUCGGCCUUGAAAUGUCCGAACUGCAAGCCAGUACAGCCAUUGCCCACGAGACUCCCAUGCAUCAUAUGUGGUGAGAUUGUGGACGGGAUGUUUACGCCAUGUCUCAACUGCGGGCAUCUCAGCUGCUUCGAAUGUCACCAGCUAUGGUUCUCCAGGCCUCCUGACGAGUUGACGGGGGCCAGCACACAGAAUAUAGAACAAAAAGACAGCACCGGUGUGCAGUUCUGCCCCAGCGGUUGUGGCUGCAACUGUUCUGAACAUGUGGUGUACAAAGUGUCUCUCCCUCCCAGUCUUACUCCCGGGCAUGAGGGCGAUAGUAGACACAGCUCGAGAAGCAGAUCUCGUCGCAGGUGGACUGAAAUUGCCCCUGGCAGUUCUUCUCGGGUGUCGCUUAACGCUGGUCAUGACCAAGAUGACCUAGAAAUCUUUCGUUCUUCACCAUUUGCAUCUCUUGCGAGAGGCUUGGGUGCUGGAUUAAGCCGCGGCCUGACUUCUAAGGAUGAAAAGAAGGAAUCUUCAGCACCAAACGCCACUAAGGAAAAGAAGAGCAGUCACCGACCAACGCGAACGAUGCGCUAAUAGUUAAUCAUUGCUACAAUUACACAGUGAGACAUGACAUGCAGCCUUUAUAGACGUGGUUCUUUGGUCGUUCAAUUGAGCUGCUU